Eruca vesicaria subsp. sativa (arugula) is the source of this 1631-nucleotide messenger RNA. NCBI's taxonomy places the organism in Eukaryota, Viridiplantae, Streptophyta, Magnoliopsida, Brassicales, Brassicaceae. The record is from the annotation of a GenBank genome assembly.
UAGUCUCUAAGCUCGCUCUCUGUCUUCUUCUUAGUGGUGUCUCUAUGUCACAAAUUAUGGUUGGCAAUUUUCAGUGUGUUCCUAUGAUAUGUUGAGAGGCUUGUUUCAUUUCUGAUAUAAUCAAUUUGUCGACUUAACUACUCAGUUUUCCGGAGAGUAAGAUUUAGGGUUCGUUGUUGGAUUCUUUUAGGAUUAUCUUUUCAAUACAAAAACUGAUCAAGGUUUUUAGCUUUAUGGACUGCCUUAUUGUAAAUGCUGCUUAAGUGAAGAAGUCUGAUCAUCCAUGCAGUUUAUAUUUUAUCAGUAAUGAAUAACGGACAGGAACUAGUACAAUCUUCCACUCAAGCUUCACAUGAGUCCCAAGGUGAACAGAAAAUUAACCAAUCAAUAGAUGCUCCUCCUAUUCAAGAUUCUGUUUCUGUAUCUGCUUCAAGCAAUGACACUAGGAAAGUUUCAAGACAUGAUAUUGAACUUGUCCAGAAUUUGAUAGAAAGGUGUCUUCAGCUAUACAUGAACAGAGAUGAAGUCGUGAAGACCCUCUUGUCCCGUGCAAGGAUAGACCCUGGAUUUACAAGCUUAGUUUGGCAGAAACUGGAAGAAGAGAACGGUGACUUCUUCAGGGCUUAUUACAUCAGGUUGAAACUAAAGAAACAAAUAAUUUUGUUCAAUCAUUUGCUUGAGCACCAGUACCAUCUCAUGAAGUAUCCUCCUGUACCUCCAAAGAUUCCUCUGGCACCGAUGCAUCAUCACAUGGCACCUGUAGUUAACAUGCCAAUGGGAUAUCCAAUACUACAACAACAUCCUCAAAUGCAUGUUCAAGGCCAUCCUCAUUUUGAUGCAAUGGGAAUGUCAAGAUGGGAUGUUGUUAAUGGAGUCCCUGCACCUGCUAAUUUCCAGCCAUUUAACACAACAAAUGAUAUGGUGAAUGAUACAACUGUGGAAGAUGCAACCCCUCAAGUGAUUCCACCAAGGAGUGGUGAGAUGGCAGUGAGUCCAGCUUCUGUGGCAUCAAGUGGACACUUUCCAUUUGAUGCUUCAGAUAUGGUAAUGGAUGCUUCAGUGCUUGAUUCCCCGUUCAUUUCUGAUGUUGGAGGAGGUGUGAAUCCAGGAGAUUCUCUCAGGUCAUUUGAUCAGAUUCCCUGGAAUUUUAGCCUUUCUGAUCUCACUGCAGAUCUGUCAAACUUGGGAGAAUUAGGAGGCUUGGGAAACUAUCCAGGCUCUCCAUUUCUUCCAUCUGAUUCAGAGAUUUUGCUUGAUUCUCCUGACCAUGAGGACAUAGAGGAGUUUUUUGUGGACGUGCCUGGACCUCCUUGUUCUAACUCAGAUGAAGAGAAGCUUUGAAUUGAAAGGGAAACGGCUAUAUAUAUAUAUAGUAAUAAUCUUCUUCAGAGACACAUCAAGCAUUGUUUUCUUCUUUAAAUAACAAAUAUAACUACUCUGUUACAUAAAUAAAAGUACUUUUUGAAUAAGAGAGGUUUAUAGAACCUAUUGAUCUAUUAUAAGAGAGGCUGUACAAUAAGUUAUAAUAAGUAUCAGUGUUUCUUAUUAUUCAAUGUUAUAGCACUAAAAUGCUUCACACAAAGUCACUGUAGCAUCUCCUCAUUUCCAGAAGAGCAUUGCUGGAUCAGCUC